Molecule: messenger RNA, 2020 nt
Organism: Syzygium oleosum
Lineage: Eukaryota; Viridiplantae; Streptophyta; Magnoliopsida; Myrtales; Myrtaceae
Product: ABSCISIC ACID-INSENSITIVE 5-like protein 2
Exons: 4
Coding region: 319-1284 (321 amino acids)
Biological process (GO): positive regulation of DNA-templated transcription
Cellular component (GO): nucleus
Molecular function (GO): DNA-binding transcription factor activity
Source: RefSeq, a predicted model, not a curated record
UUUGUUCUCCCUUCUUUUGUUUGUGUGUUUCCAAAAUUCCAAAGUUUCAAUUUUUUUUGGGUGGUGGUGAUUCGAGACUCGCUCUUCUCUCGGAGAAUGUGGGUUCGUUUCCUUUCUUUUCUUCUUUUCGUUCUUUCCAAUCUAUUUUGCUCCAGUUCCUGCAUGAUGAUCGUUUGUCCAGGUUCUUGUUUCUUACCGAAGUGAAGUACAUGAGUACUUCAUGCAUGAUUAGCAGGUGUUGACAUUCUGGUGGGGGUGUUCAGAGAUUGACGAUUUAGUAGGCACCUAGAAUGAAGCAAUAGGCUACUAGUGAAGAGAAUGGGGUCUCAAGGUGGUGGCGGCAGUGGUGCGGUACAAGUAGCCGAAUCGCGGAUACUGGCCCGCCAAGGGUCUCUGUAUGGACUCACUCUAGAUGAGGUCCAAAACCAUCUCGGCCACUUGGGGAAACCACUUGGCAGCAUGAACCUCGAUGAGCUUCUCGAGAGUGUGCGGAGCGCUGAAGCCAAUCUGGGCCCAACACCCGGUGCAGCCGGCGUUCAGCCGCUUUCUAAGGAUCUCUGCAAGAAAACAGUCAAGGAGGUGUGGAAAGACAUUCACAAGAAGAAGAAAAACGGCGUUGAGAAUCAUCUUCGCAAUGAGAGCAUGGGCGAAGAAGAGAGAGCGCCCACAUUUGGGGAAAUCACAUUAGAAGACUUUUUGUUGAAGGCAGGGGUUAUGGCGGAACUUCCUCUGGUCGGCCAAAAUGGUAGUCUGAUUUCAGGGCUCGAUUCGGCUCCGGCCCCAAAGAGCAAUAUCCCUCAAUGUAUCCAGUGGAUGCAGUACCAUCUCCCCUCCAUCCCCCAGCCGCAGAAUGUCAUGACUGGCCUAGCAGCAGGUGACCACAUGGUUCAGCCACGGAUUCCCAUCGGCACUCAUCCUGCCAUGGAUGCAGUCUACCCGGAUACCCAAAUUUCUAUGUCCCCCUCCACGUUGAUUGGUGCACUUUCGGAUGUUCAGUCACCAGGGCGGAAUACAGUCACGCCCAGAGAUGUUGUGGAGAAGACUGUAGAAAGGAGAAGGAAAAGGAUGAUUAAGAACAGAGAAUCGGCUGCUCGAUCACGAGCUAGGAGACAGGCAUAUACCCAUGAGCUGGAGCACAAGGUCAUGCGAUUGGAGGAGGAGAAUGCGAGGCUUGGUCGGCAGAGGGAUGUUGAGAAAAUGUUUCCAUGCGAGCCGCCUGCUGAGCCCAAGGGUAAGCUUCGCCGAACAAGUUCUGCGCCCAUUUUGACAACUCACCACAUUUGAGUGUUGUGUGGAGCGCAGUUUUGUUGUUGCAGUUCACAUCUACUGAUUGCACGCCCACAACUUCCUUGUUUCCGAAGGCUACACAACCCCAUUUUCCCAACUCUCGGAGGAAUCUUGUCUGUGUCACUUCUUCAAUUUCUUUUUUUUUUCCCAAUACUAAUGCAUUGAAUGGUUUCCACUUGAAACGAUUUGGUGCUACUGGUCUUUACCAAUUUGUGAGGUCAACUGUUCUUCUUCCCCAACUCCCAAACCAUCUUUUCAAGUCCUCUUUUCUGUCCCUUUUUUUUCUGUUUCAUUGCCUCUUUUACACCAAAGAACUUCCUGUAAGGUUCUCUUUGUGCAAAUCGGGACUAUAAACAUCAUGUUUCUCUAGAAUUUAUGCCAGACUAGCUUGCAUGCGAGGCAUCUAAUUCCAUCAUAUCAUUUGAUGGUCCAUGGAGCAAGAUUCAUUAGUCUUUACGACGCACAUUUGUUAGUUUAAUAGAUACAGUGAUGCCACAAGAAAAGAAAACCUAUAAUGUGUUAGUGCUUCAUGAGGUGAGCAGAUAAAGAUCACCAUCUUUUUAGACCAGGCAACUUGUUUUGGCCAGGCUUUUAUAUCAGCCAACUUGCUCUCCAUUCCUCAUGUAUUAUGCACUAAGGUACCCGCACGUUUAACAAUAGAAUGUGAUGGAAUGUUUAACUACUUUAAGUUGAAAGGGAAAAAGUGGCCCCAAACUUCACUUUUUGUCUGCUU